This is a messenger RNA of Diorhabda carinulata, 712 nucleotides long. RefSeq names its product U1 small nuclear ribonucleoprotein C (gene snRNP-U1-C). The record is from RefSeq and is a predicted model, not a curated record. Gene Ontology annotation, cellular component: U1 snRNP; nucleus. Bases 163 to 627 code for a protein of 154 amino acids. The transcript is spliced from 2 exons. NCBI's taxonomy places the organism in Eukaryota, Metazoa, Arthropoda, Insecta, Coleoptera, Chrysomelidae. Gene Ontology annotation, biological process: mRNA 5'-splice site recognition; spliceosomal snRNP assembly; mRNA splicing, via spliceosome. Gene Ontology annotation, molecular function: pre-mRNA 5'-splice site binding; zinc ion binding.
UAAAUAAAGCAACACCAUUCGUGAUUUACUUUUGACUUACCAUAGCAGUUCUAGAACAUUUCUCAACUUUUCAAGAAAUUUGAUCGUUGAUAUCCGAAGAAGUCUAGUGUCUUAAUACAUUAUUUUCUAGUUUCGAUUAAGUAUAACGGAAGCAUUAUAAAAAUGCCAAAGUAUUAUUGUGAUUACUGUGAUACAUAUUUGACACACGACUCUCCUAGUGUAAGGAAAACUCAUUGUACUGGACGAAAACAUAAAGACAAUGUUAAAUUUUUCUACCAAAAGUGGAUGGAAGAACAAGCUCAACAUUUAAUUGAUGCUACAACUGCUGCCUUCAAAGCAGGUAAAAUAGCUAACAAUCCUUUUGCACAGCCUGGAAAGGGAGUAGCUAUUCCACCACCUGCUCAAUUAACUAUGGGACAAAGGCCCGGUCCUGGUGGUCCAGGUAUGAUGCCAGGACCUGGAGGUAUGGGCCCAGGUGGCCCCAUGCCACCUAUGAUGAUGGGUCCUCAUGGUCCAAUGCCGCCAAUGAUGGGAGUGAGAGCUCCUAUGAUGGGAAUGAUGCCUAUGGGACCCAUGGGUCCUAUGGGUGCUGUUCGACCGCCUAUGGGGCCACCAAUGAAGAACUAAAUAAUUUUACAUGUUUCUUGAAUGAAUCUUGAAUAAGUGUGAUUGAAUAGUAAACUUAUGAAAUAAAUAUAAUUUAUCUAUUAAA